Molecule: messenger RNA, 4524 nt
Organism: Ostrinia nubilalis (European corn borer)
Lineage: Eukaryota; Metazoa; Arthropoda; Insecta; Lepidoptera; Crambidae
Product: alanine aminotransferase 1
Exons: 10
Coding region: 261-1826 (521 amino acids)
Biological process (GO): biosynthetic process
Molecular function (GO): L-alanine:2-oxoglutarate transaminase activity; pyridoxal phosphate binding
Source: RefSeq, a predicted model, not a curated record
UUAUCAAGUGAUGUCGUGAAUCUUUGUUUACAAAGUAGCGAGACAACACCGAUCGAUUGUAGCAAGCAGUCAGCGGCUGCCGCAAGUCUCAUUUACAAGACAGUAAUUCCUAUAUUGUGCGCGAUCGGUUGAAUAAAUCAAAGUUUAUGAAGAAGUGUAUGUGAUAUUAUAUUUUUUGCCUUAUUAAUCGUUACGAAUUUGUAUUUUCUUGUAGUGUUUUUGUAAAGUGUUGUUAAUAAAGUAGUGCAACUGAUUUGAUCAUGUCACCACAAAUGAGAAUGAUAACGCGCGUCAGUCGUUUGUUGUCUGGCGUCGCGGCACGUUCUGGUGCCGUCGAAAUUGUUGUGGACCCCUUGAGAAGCCUUGGAACAGCUCGGACCAUGGCCAGCAAAGUUUUAAAUGCCGAUAAUUUGAACCCAAAUGUGCUAAAAUUGGAAUAUGCGGUGCGCGGCCCUUUGGUGAUUCGCGCUGCCGAGAUCGAAAAAGAACUACAAAAGGGUGCUCAAAAACCAUUCAAAAAGGUGAUCAGAGCCAACAUUGGAGAUGCCCAUGCCAUGGGACAGCAGCCCAUUACUUUCAUCAGACAGGUGUUAGCAUGUGUGACGUUACCCGAAAUUAUCGAUAAGGGCGGCUACCCGGAAGACGUCAAACAGAGGGCAAGGGAGAUCCUGAAUGCAUGCGGGGGCAAGUCGGUGGGCGCGUACACGAUGUCGCACGGCAUCGAGCUGAUCCGGCGGCACGUGGCCGAGUACAUCGAGCGGCGUGACGGCCACCCGGCCAACUGGCAGGACAUCUGCCUGUCCGCCGGCGCCUCCAACGCCAUCAAGAACGUUCUGCAGCUGUUCUGCAACACCAUCGAUGGGAAGCCUUCAGGUGUGAUGAUCCCGAUCCCGCAGUACCCAUUAUACUCGGCGUCCUUGGCGGAGUAUGGCCUGUGCCAGUGUGGGUACUACCUCAACGAGGAGACCAACUGGGGCCUCGACGUCUCCGAGCUGGAGCGCGCUAGAGAAGAGUGCUUGAAGCGCUGCGCUGUGCGCGCGCUGGUGGUCAUCAACCCCGGCAACCCUACGGGCCAGGUGCUGACCCGCGAGAACAUCGAGUCGAUCAUCAAGUUCGCGCACAAGCACAAGCUGUUCAUCUUCGCCGACGAGGUGUACCAGGACAACGUGUACGCGGAGGGAAGCAAGUUCUUCUCUUUCAAGAAGGUGUUGAGAGAGAUGGGCGGGCCCUACGACAAAGAAGUGGAGCUGGCCUCAUUCAUGUCGGUCAGCAAGGGCUACGCGGGCGAGUGCGGCCUGCGCGGCGGCUGGAUGGAGCUCGUCAACAUGGAGCCCGUGGUGCAGGCCAACCUUUACAAGGCCAUCUCCGCCAUGCUGUGCCCCACCACGCUGGGGCAGACCACCGUCGAUUGUGUGGCUAAGCCGCCGCAGCAAGGCGAGCCGUCAUACGACCUGUGGUUGAAGGAGAAGACAGCGGUGUUGGACUCGCUGAACAAGCGCGCCAAGAUGAUCGCCGAGACCUUCAACAAGAUGGAAGGCUUCUCCUGCCAGGUCGUGCAGGGCGCCAUGUACGCGUUCCCUCAGUUCCAGCUGCCGGCGCGCGCGGUGGAGGCGGCCAAGAAGGCGGGCAAGGCGCCCGACGUCUACUACGCCUUCAAGCUGCUCGAGGAGACCGGAAUCUGCGUUGUGCCGGGCAGCGGGUUCGGGCAGCGGCCGGGCACGUACCACUUCCGCACCACCAUCCUGCCGCAGCCCGCGCUGCUGCAAGAAAUGCUCGACGUCUUCCAGGCCUUCCACAAGAAGUUCACCGCCGAGUACUCCAAGUAGACCACCACCCAACACCACCACCGGGGGCCUAGGAUGCCGCGAUGAGCUUUUGUCGCGCUGUGUUAACGAUUUUACGCGAUAUGCUCAUAUUAUGUUUAUCGUUUAAUCCUGUGUUCCGCAAACUUUUUGUGUUUAAGGUACAUCUAAAGCAGUCUUUCCCAAAGUGGGCGAUAACGCCCUCUUGUGGGCCGCUGCAGGCUUAAAGGAGGGCGGUAAGAGACCCAGAAAAAAAUAUCGGGACGUUGUGUAGAGGCUUGGGAGGCGUCAUUUACUAGGAGGACUCUUAGACACCGACUGAGCACUCGACACUCGACUACAAAUGGGGGCGCUAAAAAGAAUUUAUUCUCAAAGUGGGCAGUAGACAAAAUAAGUUUGGGAACCGCUGAUCUAAAGCCUGGUCCGUGAGCACGUAGAAUUUUGUCCAAUGACCCCAAGCUACCCAUCCUUAUCGCUCGCGCGUAAUUAUGUUGCUGUCGCGCUCGCACACUCACUGCGGGCGCCCGUCGCACAGUCGCGAUAGCAACAUUGCAUCAGGGUCAUUGGACAAAAUUCUACGUGCUCACGGACCAGGCUUUAGAAAACUAUUUUUUUUGGAGUUUAUUAAGGUUACCUUUAUUAAGGUUCGGCCAAACCAACGCGAUCACACGCGGUCAGCUGGUGUGCAGCGAUGGCGACCAGACUUAUGCAUUAAUCGCCAUCGCUGCACGCCGUCUGAUCGCGUUGGUUUGGCUGAACCUUUAGUAUUACCCUUACUUACUUAAUAAAAAUAAGUUUGUAAGAUAACCCUAUUUUUCUGAGGCACACCAUCUAAUGAGCACGGUACACGUUUGCGGAACACUGGUCUAAUCGAUAAGAUUAUAUCACGGCUCGUCUAGGAGCCCGGCUGGAUCAAGGAACACAUCACGUGCGGUAACGCUGCGAACUACUACACCUAUAUGCCCGUACUAUAUUUGUUACGACAAGUCCCGCUGUUUUAUUGGAACUAAAGACGGCUAUGGAACUGCUGGGAUACUCCGAAGAACAUCCGAUGUUUCGAAUUUUGCCAUCCCUCUCACGCAAAAUGAGAUGCCAGCAUGAGUGACGGUGACAGAUAAACCCGAAAACGUUUCAGAGUAGUCCUGCUGUUCCCAAUUAUUUUAAUUUGGUUUUCAAAAGACGGAAUCUCUGUCCAAACGAAAGUGUGAAAUGUGACAGACAAUGUCAUGUUCAAUGUUAAUUUUAAACAGUGUAACAGUUACAGACAAGGGAAAUAAAAUUAAACAACAUUAGAAAAUAAUACGUUUUUGAAUGAAGUAAUCUUAGUAAUUUUUGGGAAGAAAUAAAGGAUGAUCUAAAUUCUUCAAUCGACCAAAGCUAAGCGGUGCGAUAUUACUACUUAUUUUUAUUAUUACCUAUUUAGGUAUUUUACACUUUUAAAUGUUGCUCUAAACGUUUAAAACAGCGGGUGUCCAUCGUAAUGAUUUACCAGUGUUAUCAAGGCUAUGCACACAGGACCCCAGUGUUACUAUGUAGUUGGUAUAAAAUAAUUAGUGUGUUAAAACUACUCAUUAAUUAAAUAGUUAUCAUGUAGGUAAUUAUUACAGGGACUGGCAUCUCUUUUAAAGGUUUUAAGGAAAACCUGUAAUAUGAGAGGCACACUCUUUCAGUCAAUAGUUACUACAAUAACAUAAAAAAAUAGCAAAAGUAUUAAAAAUUACACUAAAAAGACAACUUAGUUUACUACAAGUUGAAGUCGUAAUGCCGUUUAGUUUGUCUGCUUGAUAGAAAGAGGCAUUAAAACCAUAAUUUAAGGACACGUGUGCACUAACAAAUAAAUAAACGCAAUCCAAGAGCAAGAAAAUGUAUUUGCAAGAACCUCUUGAAAACUUUGGCUAAAUCGACUUGUAUGUAGGAGUUUAUAGAGUAUUGAUUAAAGUAGUUGUAACUACAUAAAAUAAUGCCAUAUCUAGUUCAAUAUAAAUUGAUUACAAUAUAAAUUGAGCAGUUUUCGUAAUUAUUAUUUUUAAGUCUUCAUUGAAGUUGUAGUUUGUUUGAAUUUAUCGGAGUCCAAAAAUAAAUACAAGAUUUUGAAAAUCCAGAGAUAUUAUUUGUAAAUUGUAUGUUAUUAUUUUGUAUAUUAUGUUAUGAAAUCUUGAUUGGUUCAUAGUCUUGGCUGUGCCAUUAUUUGCACAAUUCGUUAUUGUUUAUCCAAAAUGUGUUUCACCAUUCUCGAGUCGUGUUGUAGUGAUGUAUUUUGAGUAAGUUUUUAUAAGUUUGGCAUUUUUAUUAUUACCAACUGCCUCUUACAUUUAAAGUUGUUCACAAAUGUGACAAUAAUGAUAUUAUUAUAUAAAUAUAUUAUCGGAAACUUUAUACGCUUCGUAGUUUCUCUGAAUCUGCCAUAUUUAGGAGAAUAAACAUCAUUUACUUAUUUUCCAAAACUCAGUCAUUUGCGACACAUUUAUUUUGUAUUUCCUUCACUAAUUUAUCGUGUAUUUUAAAUUGUGUAAUUUAAGUCGCAGGGAUAUUGACUUGCACGUGAAUAUCGUUUGAAAGGUGCUACCAAGCUCAGGUUGAAUUAUUUUAUAAGUAUUUAUUACUUAUUGUUUGUAUAGAGCGUGCAAGUGUAAGCAAGCGAAGGCUCGAACAUUCCUCGACCGCAGAGAUUAGAAGCGUUGUUAAGCAUUGUUAUUGAUUAAAUAAAGUGAGUAUUCAAGGA